Schizosaccharomyces osmophilus is the source of this 201-nucleotide messenger RNA. RefSeq lists its product as uncharacterized. The record is from RefSeq and is a predicted model, not a curated record. NCBI's taxonomy places the organism in Eukaryota, Fungi, Ascomycota, Schizosaccharomycetes, Schizosaccharomycetales, Schizosaccharomycetaceae. The coding region runs from base 1 to 201 and encodes 66 amino acids. The transcript has a single exon.
AUGAGCACAACUUCUGUAUAUACAUACACUGUUCACGAUGAAUUUAGCGUUGCUAUGCGUGUAAGGUGUUGUUCAGCUGAUGAUUUAUUUGCCAUACAUGCCCUAUACUGGCAUUCAGCUAAUAAAAUACAAUUUUUAACACUUUUUCAUAUCUUGUUGGAAGCUCAGGGUGAUGUUUAUAAAGUCAAUAGUUUAUCGUGA